This is a messenger RNA of Phacochoerus africanus (Common warthog), 2058 nucleotides long. RefSeq names its product dynein cytoplasmic 2 light intermediate chain 1 (gene DYNC2LI1). Gene Ontology annotation, biological process: intraciliary transport involved in cilium assembly; intraciliary retrograde transport. The record is from RefSeq and is a predicted model, not a curated record. The transcript is spliced from 13 exons. Gene Ontology annotation, cellular component: cytoplasmic dynein complex; axoneme; ciliary basal body. Lineage: Eukaryota; Metazoa; Chordata; Mammalia; Artiodactyla; Suidae. Bases 128 to 1183 code for a protein of 351 amino acids. Gene Ontology annotation, molecular function: dynein heavy chain binding.
GCUUGUGACGUCGCUACCAUGGCAACAUAAGAGCCCGCACAACCAGGCCCGGCUCCGAGCUCGCGGACGGAUAGGCUUUAAGCUGGGCCCUACGCUUCGAUCAGGACACCGGGACGCUCGGGCCGCGAUGCCCAGUGAAACUCUCUGGGAAAUCGCAAAAGCUGAAGUGGAAAAACGGGGAAGUAAUGGAAGUGAAGGUGAUGGAGUUGAAAUUGGAGAAAAGUCUGUGUUCUUCAUUGGCAGUAAGAAUGGGGGGAAGACAACUAUUAUUCUAAGGUGUCUUGACAGGGAUGAGCCACCGAAACCAACCUUAGCUUUGGAGUACACAUAUGGAAGGAGAGCGAAAGGACAUAACAUACCAAAAGAUAUUGCUCACUUUUGGGAACUAGGUGGAGGGACAUCUUUACUGGACUUAAUCAGCAUACCAAUCACAAGUGACACCUUACGGACAUUUUCUGUCGUUCUUAUUUUGGAUCUUUCAAAACCUAAUGACCUUUGGCCCACCAUGGAGAAUCUGUUGCAAGCCACAAAACGUCAUGUAGAUAAAGUGAUAAUGAAGCUGGGGAAGAAAAAUUCUAAAGCAGCUUCUGAAAUGAGACAGAAGAUAUGGAGUAAUAUGCAGAAGGACCAUCCAGAUCGUGAAUUAAUUGAUCCAUUCCCAAUUCCUCUGGUCAUAAUUGGAAGUAAAUACGAUAUUUUCCAGGACUUUGACUCUGAGAAGAGAAAGGUAAUAUGCAAGACACUUCGUUUUGUUGCACAUUAUUACGGAGCAUCAUUAAUGUUUACCAGUAAAUCGGAAGCUCUAUUACUAAAAAUACGUGGAGUUAUUAACCAGUUGGUAUUUGGCAUUGACAAAAGUAAAUCAAUAUGUGUGGAUCAGAAUAAACCACUGUUUAUCACAGCAGGAUUGGAUUCUUUAAGUCAAAUAGGAUCGCCUCCUGUUCCUGAUAAUGACAUUGGAAAGAUUCAAGCCCAUUCACCAAUGGAGUUGUGGAAAAAAGUAUAUGAAAAGCUCUUUCCACCAAAGAGUAUCAGCACACGAAAAGAUGUCAGGGACCCUGCAAGAGACCCUCAGUACGCUGAAAGUGAAGUUGAUGAAAUGAGAAUCCAGAAGGAUCAGGAACUAGAACAGUACAAAAGAAGUUCUUCCAAGUCUUGGAGGCAAAUUGAGCUUGAUUCCUGAACCUACUUCAACUACAGUGAAUUUAUUUCUUCUUUCCCAGAUAUAAGUAAGAUCAUUUUAUUAAUUAUUAUAAUAAUGAGUGAGGAAAGUUUAGACAUAAACUUUGUUUAAAGGAAAACAAACAUUUGUUUAAAGGAAAAGUGGGAAUUUCUUGUUAGUGCAACUCCCUGGAUACUUUUAAAGUCUCUUAAAAGGGAAAAAUUAUAUGAUUACUUGUAAUAUUUUUUUAAAUAAAAAGAAUCUUGCAUUCCCUACCUCUAACAUGUUUUAAGCAGUGUAUUCUCGGUUCAGCAUUUAUAAGUUUUUGCUUAAGUUUUCAGGACUAUGAAAGCAAGAGCAUUUAGUAACAGCUGUGAGUAUGAAGUUGAGCAUUUAUAUUAGACACAUUGUGUCUGAUGGAACAGUGGAUGGGGGGUCACUUUCAUGGGUGUCAUUUUACUCUAAUUAAUGGAGGUGCACAAGAAGCACCUGAAGUACUUAUUUAAAACACACAUUUCUGAGUCCUCACACUCAGAGAUCCUAAACCAGUGGGUCUGGAAUGGGGCUCAGGAAUCUGCAUUUUUAAUCAGUACCUCUGGUGAUUCUGACUUAAUUUGAAUAUAACUUUUUGAAGAAUGGGCAAAUAUAAGGAGGUAUUCUUUCAAUAAGCAGGCCCAAACUGCAUGAGCUGGUGAUAAGCAAGAUGAUUUCCAAGAUGGAAUAAUCUUUAAGAAGCCCUCUAAUGCCUGUAGAUUUGUGUACCUACAGUUCAGUUUGAAGUAAGCAUAAUUGCUGUCAUUAAACAGGAAAGUAUUUGUUCUGUGCUCUUCCCUUUCCACUAUAGACUAUGUUGACUUUAAUAUGCUAUGCACCCAGCUACAAAUAAGCACACUUAC